AUGACGCCCCUCCUCGAGCCCACUUUGGAUGCGAACAAGACAUCAUCGCCGUCGCCAUCGGCCUACGAAUUACCUCUCGAAGUCCAAAUAAUCAUCUCCGGCACCUUCAUCUGGUGGCUUUCUGGCCUCUUUCUGACCAUGAGCAUUGGGGGCAUUCGCCGCUACGUCAUCCGCCUUCUCGACCGCCAGAUCCGCAUGGCGGGCGUUCGCCACCCUGUUGCCCAGGCGUCCAUGCAGGUGUAUGGUUUUGCCACCCUGGCUCUCGCGUGGCCGGUCCUGGUGUGUGCCCACGUCUGCACCGAUGAGCUUCGUAAUGGCGACGGGGACGACGAGGACGAUGGCGAGGAAUUGCAAGACUUUUCGUGUGGAAUUCGGGUGGGCAGUCAACAUGGAGAAUCCGAAUAUGUCAAACACCAAUGGUUGAUCCGAGCUCAUGGGCAAACAAAGGCCAAAAGCCCCUAUGUGGUGUAG
Molecule: messenger RNA, 471 nt
Organism: Pestalotiopsis fici W106-1
Lineage: Eukaryota; Fungi; Ascomycota; Sordariomycetes; Amphisphaeriales; Sporocadaceae
Exons: 1
Coding region: 1-471 (156 amino acids)
Source: RefSeq, a predicted model, not a curated record